AUGCCUAAUACUAGACACAGAUUUUGCUUGUGGCAUAUAUUAUGCAAGGUACCUGAGAAGUUUAAGGGUGUUACUGAUUAUGAUAGUGCAUGCCUUGAGUUUAAAGCUGUAAUAUAUGAUAGCUUAACCAUCGAGAUGUUUGAGAGAAAUUGGAAUGAGUUUGUGGUGAAGCAUGGGUUGGAAAGAAAUGAAUGGCUUUCCAAACUAUAUGUUGAUAGGGAGUAUUGGGUUCCAAUUUAUCUCAAUCACACAUUUUGGGCUGGAAUGGUUUCGACUCAAAGGAGUGAGAGCAUGCAUGCCUAUUUUGAUGGGUAUGUUAACUCAAUGAGCACACUAAAGCAAUUUGUGGAGCAGUAUGAGAUUGCUAUGUGUGACAAGAAUGAAAAGGAGUUCUAUGCUGAUUUCAAAUCAAAAAACACAGUUGUAAAUUGCAUAUCUGUUUUUAAAUGGGAACAACAGUUUCAAAAGGCAUUUACUAAUUCAAUAUUCAAGCUCGUUCAAGAGGAGAUUAAACGAAUGUGGUAUUGCCAUGUCAUUCAGCCAACUGAAGAGGGAAGGCGUGAAGCAGAUAAUGAGCCAGGAAUUGAGAGACAUAAAAUUAUGGAGAAAUCCAUAAUCAACAACUGGUUUCGUAGGGAGUUUGUUUAUGAUGUAGAGUACAGGGAAAAUGGCCAAUAUUUCAGCUGCAAUUGUAAGAAAUUCGAAUCAAAAGGAAUAUUGUGCUGCCAUAUCAUGAGGUUGAUGUCACUCAAAGACAUAAAGUUCAUCAACGAACGAUAUUUGCUUAGGCGAUGGAGAAAAGAUGUUAAUCGUGUCCAUAGUAAAAAGUUUUUUCACGGAGGGUACCCACAUAUGACAGAGGAGUUUGAGAAAUACAGGGAGAUGGAGAGGUUAUUUCAAGAAGCAUCCGAUUUGGCUUACGAUGACAAUAAGAUCAAAUUUGUGAAACAACGGUUGGUUGAAUUGAAGCGGGAUUUAUUGAGCUGGAAUGAUGGAAUGAUUGCUCCUACCAGUAAUGCACAGGUUACUAUUGACACUAACAAUGUUGAUGAAAACGAAGAAAAUGAAAGAGUUAUUCUUAAUCCACAUGUGACUCGUAGUCGUGGACGGCCACGAAUAAACAGGCACAGAUCAGUAAGGGAGAUCACUCAACGAGCAAAUUCUGGUAGGAAUAGAAAGCGAUGGAAGGCGGCGUGA
Messenger RNA from Hevea brasiliensis (rubber tree), 1197 nucleotides. RefSeq names its product protein FAR-RED IMPAIRED RESPONSE 1-like. The coding region runs from base 1 to 1197 and encodes 398 amino acids. Gene Ontology annotation, molecular function: zinc ion binding. Gene Ontology annotation, biological process: regulation of DNA-templated transcription. The transcript has a single exon. NCBI's taxonomy places the organism in Eukaryota, Viridiplantae, Streptophyta, Magnoliopsida, Malpighiales, Euphorbiaceae. The record is from RefSeq and is a predicted model, not a curated record.